GAGCCUUCGCUCCUGCCGGCGAUCCUGAAGGGGUGGAGCCAAUCCGUCUCCAAGGUGACGGAGCGGCGGCCUCGACGGUCGAUUGAGCGGGUCUGAGGUUCCCACAGGGCUGCUUGUUCUCCGCUCUUGGUCGCUGUUAUGGCGGGUGCGCUGAAGAAGACCACUGGCCUUGUGGGAUUGGCUGUACGUGAGGCUCCACACGAGAGGCUAAAAGUAUUGUACACAAAGAUUCUUGAUGUUCUUGGUCGAAUCCCUAAAAAUGCUGCAUAUAGAAAAUACACAGAACAGAUUGUAAGUGAGAGGCUGGCUGUGGUGAACGCGGAAUCAGAUGUUAAAAAAUUAGAAGACCGACUUCAGCUUGGCCAAAUAGAGGAGGUGAUUCUUCAGGCUGAAAAUGAAUUAAGUCUGGCAAGGAGGAUGAUCCGGUGGAAACCAUGGGAGCCAUUAGUGGAAGAGCCUCCUGCCAACCAGUGGAAAUGGCCAAUAUAAUCGUCGUUUACUGACUGACGGGUUGAUGGGAAACUGCUGUCAUUAAAUGUUCUGUUAUAUUAAAAA
Messenger RNA from Heterocephalus glaber (naked mole-rat), 555 nucleotides. It is a transcript of the gene Ndufa5, whose product is annotated as NADH:ubiquinone oxidoreductase subunit A5. Lineage: Eukaryota; Metazoa; Chordata; Mammalia; Rodentia; Bathyergidae. Gene Ontology annotation, biological process: respiratory electron transport chain. The record is from RefSeq and is a predicted model, not a curated record. Gene Ontology annotation, cellular component: respiratory chain complex I.